CUCCUCCUCUCCACCUUGAUCCCUCCAUCCACGCGCAGGAGUAGAUUGAGGCCAGUCGCGCUUCGGGCUCCCGUCGAAUCAGGUGGUGCCACUGGGUCUGCUGUGUUGAAGGGCCGAGAAACGUCCACGUCGGAAUUCAAGAUAUCGCCUCAUCACUCCGUGACAGGAAAGUGGCCCGUUUUCUCCCACUGCAGGCUCCGUCGAGCGACCACUCCGGAUUCACACAACGAAACAACGUGCUUCGUGGAUGGUGUCUCGUGUUGUCGUGGUGAAUUGGUGUGAAUUUUGUGCGAACAUCGGAUACUUGUGGGUGGUGGUGUGAGCUGAGUUUGGAUUAAGACCUACCUUUUUUUGGCGGCAGAUAAAGCUGGAUUAAGUGUCGCGGGAGUUGUGCUGCGCAGCUACGGUUUCAGUGAAAGUGCACCGAGUGAGGCUCGGUGCGGUCAUGAUGACAAGUUGACUCUCGGUGGUGAAGACAACCUUUCGAAGUGCCGGCGAUGAAGCUGGGCCAAGCUCAAAGUGUGAAUAUGUGCCAAGAAAGGACUAUGUGGAGGUGGAUUACAGCGUCCGUUCUUCUGGCUCUCGUCUACGCUCAGAAUGCUCGAGCACAGUCAUGCCAGUUUUACCCGCUAGGAGAAAACCGGCGCUUCGAGCGCGUCUCAGAAAAUAUCAAAGUUGGACAAGAAGUCUUCCGGGUGGAAGUCCAUCCCCGGCGCGAGCUCAGAGUGGAAGCGAUGGACAACAGCCUGAGUGACAUCAACUACUUCAGACACGAAGACAUCGACGAUCGGGCUGUUUCCAUCAAGGUGGCCAAAUCUCUGGAGGAUCUCGUCGAUAGGCCCGACCCACAGAGUGUGUUGAAGUUCAAGUUGACCUGUCGAGCAGCAUCAGGAACGGAAGAAGCAUUCCUGCCGGUUACAGUCUACAUCCAAGAUGUCAACGACCACGCACCGGAGUUUCAAAACGUGCCUUAUCACCUGGAGGUUGACGAGCUCACUCCCGUGGGGCUUACUGUGUUUCGUGGCGUCCACGCCAUCGAUCGCGACAAGCCGAACACCCCAAACUCUGACGUCACAUACGCCAUUGUGGGCGGAAAUGAGAACAACUCGUUCGCGCUCUCCGAUCCAUUGGAAGGCAUCAUCGUCAUCAAUAAGCCCCUGGAUUACGACAACGGGCCACGUGUCUAUCAACUUGAAAUCCGAGCUAGGGACCACGGUUCUCCGGAGAGCUUCCAGUCCGUAACCACCGUCACAAUUCGCGUCAAAGAUGCCGACGACCAGAGUCCCAUCUUCACUCGGCCCAUUUACAGAACCAACGUUACCGAAUCAGCAGCCAUAACCGGCGCUCGACUACGAGUGAAGCUCGAGAUGGACGCCCCAGUGCACGCUUUCGAUCAAGACCUGGGCAUCAACGCUCCUUUGCGCUACUCCAUCAUUCACGGAAACGAACUGGGCAUCUUUGAGCUUCAAGAACAGACCGCUGAACUGUUCAUGGUUCGCGAAGUGGACCUGGAAUCCCUGCCAUCGCCAGUGUUCACGCUCCAAGUCCAAGCUACGCAAAUGGACAACUCCCUGCGGUAUGCCAUCGCUAAGGUGGAAGUGACGGUGAAAGACAUCAACGACAACGUACCGGUGUUCGAUUACGACAUGUAUAACAUCACCAUCAUGGAGAACCUGCCUCCGGGUUUCACCGUCGUCCAGGUGCACGCUAUAGACAGAGACUCCGGUGAAAAUGCAGACUUCGUGUAUCACCUGAUCGACGAAACGGGAGGAUUCAUGAUCGACGAAAAAGAAGGUUGGAUUCGGGUGAAGGACCCUUCGAAGCUGGACAGGGAGAAAGUAGAGAAGCUUGGGAUGAAGGUCCUGGCUUUGGAGAGGAAGCCCAAUGUGAACCCCGAGGCGAAGGCCAGUACAACAGUGGUAGAGGUAUCCUUGUUGGACGCCAAUGACAACAAUCCCCAGUUCAUCCCUGAGGGCGUUUACGUCUUCUCUGUCACUGAGACUGACCCUCCACAGACCAUCAUCGGAUCGGUGAUAGCACUGGACCCUGACUUGAGUGACAACGGACGCGUGGUGUUCUACAAGCAGAACGACACCUUGAGUUCCAGUGUGCCUUUCGGGGUGCACCCGUUUAACGGGUCCAUUUACGUGGAAAGCCGCUUCGCUCAGAUUGCUGUCAAGCCGGAACGCUACACCUUUUUCGUCGUCGCAUCGGACAGCGCAAGGAGCGUACAUGAAAGGAGAACUGCAGUGGCUGUGGUUCACGUGAACGUGACAGACGUCAACAAUAACGUUCCUGAAUUUGUGGGAGCUCCUUAUGAAGCUCACGUUGGAGAAUCCUUACCCGCGGGGGCUCUCGUCACUCAAGUUUCGGCGCGUGAUUUGGACUCCAACACAGCCCUGGCGUAUUCUUUCAUCGCCGGAAACGACGACGAAACCUUCAGGAUGGACCAGUUGACUGGUGUGAUAACGACGGGAACGGUGCUGGACUUCGAAAAGAAGCAGAGCUACGAUCUUCUCGUUCAAGUCUCUGACGGUUUCAACACUGCAGUAUCUCCGCUCACCGUACACGUCGUGGACAUCAACGAUCAACAACCUGUCUUUACGCACAACUACUACAACUUCUCUGUGGUCGAGGAGAUCGCAGAAAAUGUCACCGUUGGAACUAUCCGUGCUAUCGAUCGGGACUCCGGACGCAACGCCGCCAUUCGCUACACAAUUCUGGGCGAUCACGCUAACAAUGCCUUGUACGUUGAUGAAGAAGGUAACAUCGUGACACGCCGAAGCCUCGACCGGGAAGUUGAACCCAAGCUGGAGUUCUUGGUGAUCGCUUUUGACGGAGGCAUCCCUCAAUUGAGUGGCACAACGACAGUGGCUGUUCAAGUAGAGGACAUCAACGACAAUCCGCCUUACUUCGACGGGGACACGUUCUUUGUGAACGUUCCGGAAGAACAGGAUCCGCCACAAGAGAUCUUCAAAUUGCAGGCCAAAGACGUGGACACUGGGGACAACGCCGUGAUGAAGUACCGCAUCAUUGGCGGUAACGAGGACGAAGCAUAUGCCAUUAACGAAGACACGGGCACAAUUUCCACGACGAAACGACUGAAUUUCGAGACAAGACCCGAAUAUGUGCUCCAAGUGGCGGCCUUCAACAUCAAGCCUUUCCAGGGCCCCAACGCUGCGUCCACUGGAAACCCCGUGGUGAACCUCAUCGUAAAAGUUCAGGAUGUCAACGACGAGCUGGUGGCUUUCCAGCAAGCUUCGUACAACUUCCGCAUAUGGGAAAACACAACGCGUAGCGAGACAGUUGGAUUUCUGAACGCGACCAACCUCCAUCGGCAGCCAGGGGAUCAGCAGGUGGCCUUCUGGAUCACCGAGGGCAACGAAUUGGGAAAGUUCUGGAUUAAUCCCAACACGGGCGAGGUAGUCCUCAUGGACAGCGUCGACAGGGAUCCGCCAGAGAACCAGGUUCAGUUCAGAUUACGGGUAUUAGCGAGGGACCUGCUUUCGAUCUCGCCGUUCAACACUUCCGUGCCGGUUAUCAUCGAUGUGUUGGAUGUUAACGACAAUGCCCCUACGUUCGGAGAAGACAAGUUUGCCCUCGAGCUUCCAGAAAGCCUCCCUGUCGGAACCGAGCUUCCUGCCUUCUAUGAAGCCAAAGAUAACGACGCUGGAAGAAAUGGAAAGAUCGUGCAAUUUGCCAUAACUGGUUCGGAAGACAAGUUCUUCGUAAAUAACGUUACUGGCUCAUUGACCUUGAUAUCGGAACUCGACUACGAAACUAGCGAUACUCACGAGUUCGUAUUGUCAGCAGUCGAUGGGGGAACUCCACCAAGGACAGGAUCGGCGACAAUCAUCAUAUCGGUGCAGAACAUUAACGAGUACAGCCCGGAAUUCGUUGGCCUUCCGUAUAACUUCUACGUAGCUGAAAAUGCUGCCAAGGGAACGAGCGUGGGCCAGAUUCACGCACAGGAUCAAGACGGGAACAGGGUUGUGUAUGCUGUCUCUGAUGGGGAUGCUGAAUACUUCGGCAUUGAAAAGGACACAGGAAAGCUGUUUGUGAAAAAGAACUUGGAAUCACGCACGGAAUAUGCGUUUGUUGUGACGGCGACUGACGAUGGAGUGCCGGAAAACCACACUCUGGGCGUUCAGGUCGUCGUUUACGUGAAAGAGGUCAACAACUAUCCCCCAGUAUUUUCGCACUCCAGCUAUAAAGGAUCUGUCUUGGAGAAGUACGCCACUGAUCGUGUUAUCAUCAAGCUUUCGGCAACCGAUAAGGACCUUCAGAACAACACGAUCACGUACGACAUUACGAGCGGCAACGACGAUGGCACUUUCAUGAUCGACCACCAGUUGGGCGAGAUCCGCGUAAAUCCGGCCGCCAUCAAUCUCCUCGACUACGACCGAAAGAAGCAAUACGUCAUGCUUGUGCAAGCCAAAGACUCCCACAACACACCUCUCUUCGGCCUCUCCAUGGUUACCAUAGACGUCCUCGACUCCAAUGACCAUGCCCCUACGUUCUCUAAGACCGCGUACUCCGCUUCCCUCCCUGAAAACUUGCCUGCUGGACAUUGUUUCCUGAGCAUUCACGCGGACAGCGGUGACUCGAUUGACCAGUUGACGUACGAGAUCCUCAACAAAGACAUUCCAUUCACCGUAAACGUCCGCACUGGCGACGUCUGCACCUCGGAAGUCCUCGACCGUGAACGCCGCGACAGCUACGAGUUCGCCGUGUCCGCAACAGACGGAAAAUUUGACGUCAAGGCGCCGGUCAGCGUUGAAGUCGUCGACGAGAACGACAAUCCCCCACGCUUCGAGAAAGAGCGCUACACCGUCAGCAUCCCUCACGACUCCCAAGCAGGCCGCUCCGUUAUCCAGCUUCACGCCAUCGAUCUGGACGUGGCAAAUAACGGAGAGAUCACCUACUGGAUCAAGAACACUCACGGUAUCUUCGAAAUCGACGCCAAAACUGGCCUUGUGCGUAUGGCAGCCGGGUUGCCCGGCAGCGCCAUGAAGAACUUCAGUUACGAAAUGGAAGUGUUCGCUCAAGAUCAUGGAGCAGCCUCUAACAUCGGAAAGACCAUGCUAGUAGUGAAGGUUUCUAGUACGCUGAACAACCCUCCUGUCUUUGAUAGGUUCGCGUACAGUGUCAACGUCGACGAGAAUGCCGCCAAUGUUCCACUCGUGCAAGUGCACGCCAUGGAUCCUGACGAAGGUAGUUCCGGAAAGGUGUUUUACAGGAUCGCGAGAGCGACAAAGCGAGAAGCUUUCAGAAUCGAUUCGCAAACUGGUAAAAUUAUGUUGGUGUCGCCGUUGGACUUCGAGCAAGUGAAGCACCUCGAGGUGUUCGUCGAAGCCAGAGAUGAUGGCAGAGAGCCGCAGUUUGCAACAACUAUUGUGCAGGUAACUGUGAACGACGUGAACGACAACAGCCCAGAGUUCCUGUCGAUGCCACGAACGCUUCGCAUACCCCAGUCGACAUCUCAGAACGAGAUCAUUUACCGCGUACAAGCCAUCGACUUAGACUCCUCAGCUGGAGGAAACAAUGACAUCAAGUUCGAGCUCAACCCUCCUAGUCAACGCUUCUCCAUUCAUCCCAAAACUGGUCAGGUCUUCGCCACUCAACCUUUGCAGCUCGGCGCUGAAACGUUGAGGAUCGUCGCAACUGACAGUUCCAUAUAUCCUUUGACAAGUGCCGUGGAAAUGCGCGUGGAGGUGUUCAGGGAAACGGUUGACGAACCAACGCCUGCGUUCUCUUCCAUCCAAUACACUGUGGACUCCGCGUCAGUAAUCGAAGCGGGUGCCACAGUAUUGGAAGCACGUGCUACGGUUCCCAAUGGUAGCCCAGUGUGGUACAACAUCACCGGCGACGACGGAAGUCACGUUCGGCGGUUCUCCAUCAAUCAUGACACAGGGCGUAUUGUGACGACAAAUCGUCUGGACGCAGAGAAGCAGCCCGUGUACCAUUUUAUGGUCGUUGCAGUAAACAGGAACGAUCCACAGCACAUGGCCGAAGCUGGAGUCGUGGUACAAUUGACCGACAAGAAUGUCAAAUGCCCCAAGUUCCCGUUCACCGAAUACUUUGCUUCGAUUCAAGAAAAUUCGCCUCCAGACACGGUUGUACUUCCGAAUCUCAUCGCUGAAGAUGCUGAUAAGUUUGAAAAGAUAUCUUACCAGAUCACCGAGGAUAACUCAAACGACAACUUCCUAUUGGACACGAAGCAAAGCCUAGUUUCUCUGAAAGUGAAAAAGCCUCUAGACAGGGACAGCAUGCCGUCUAUUCUACAAGGCAUUUAUACGCUAACGAUCACCGCAAGUAACUACAAAUGUUCCGGUAGUAGUCGUGUCAAGGUGUUUGUGGAAGAUGUCAACGACAACAGUCCCGUUUUCGAGAAGAACGAUUACGUUGUUGAACUAGAAGAGAAUACUCCUCCAGGACAAACGGUCACACACCUGACAGCCAUGGACAGAGAUGGUUUAGAUCAGGGCAAAAUUCGAUACUACAUCUUGGACGGAAACGGAGGAGAAGAAUUCAGCAUGGAUGAAACAACUGGAGUUAUCUCCGUCAGAGUGAUACCCGACAGGGAGAAAACGCCCGCAUACAUGCUCAAAGUACUAGCUGUCGACUCCGCAAAUAACACUGGGCGCGCGGGUGUGCACAUCAUCAUUAAGGAUACAAACGAUUGGACGCCAACCUUCCUCAACGAUACUUUCUACCUGAAUGUGACCGAAGGACCACCAAGCGUCGGUGCAUUUGUUCAACUCCCAGUCGCUGAUUAUGAUGACGGUAUCAACAGACAAGUGGAGCUCUACAUAGUUGACGGGAACAACGAGAAUCAAUUCCGGUUGGGCGUCAAUGAAAAUGGGGCCGUGCUGAAAGUAGUAUCUGAACUCGACCGAGACAAGUACAAGGUACCCGAUGCCGCAUUACAUCUGGUUGUUGUAGCAGCGAGAGAUAUGGGUACACCUUCAAGAACGGGCUCCACUACUGUUGCUAUUGUCAUUCAAGACGUGAACGACAGCCCACCGCAGUUCGAGAAGGAUUCAUAUUACGAAUUUGUUUCUGAAAGUGCCCCUGUGGGAGGUGUGAUCGACACUGUGAGAGCAACAGAUCCUGAUUCGCCCAAGAACACAAACAUCAGCUAUUCUUUCGCCCAUAGCACUGGUUCAAUUCCGUUUAUGAUUGAUCCUAUCCUUGGAACUGUCAACAUUACGAGGGCGCUGGAUAUAUCUGAAAGCCAAGAGUACAGCAUUGAAGUCGAAGCCGAUGAUGGGCUUUGGAGAACUAGCACCACCAUGAAAAUUUACGUCAGCGAAGCCGAAGAGCGUGAUCCCCGGUUCGAUCAGCUUCACUACAAAUUCCACGUGCUGGAAAACAUCGCCGGCGCCAAAGUCGGCCAGGUGGAACUUCAAUCAAGAACCGUGCGGGCGAACAGUCAAAUGCGGUACAGCAUCAUCAACACCGAUGUCAGGCCGUUUUUCAAUAUUUCACAGGACGGAGAAAUUUACACGCGAGUCGGUCUAGACAGAGAGAAAAGAAGCAAAUACACGUUCACGGUUAUGCUCGAAGAAAAGCGACCCACCACAAAAGUGAGCGUAAGUGAAGUGACGGUCGAGGUGGUGGACGUAAACGAUGAAGUUCCAACUUUCAUGCAAUCGUACCAAGGAACAAUCCGGGAGAACUCCCCGCCGGGGACACUCGUCACGGUGACACCAGCAAUCGCGGCCAUCGAUAACGACAGUGGAAACAACUCUGUCGUGCGUUACAGUUUGGGAGGAUCUGGUAGUGACCUCUUCUCCAUUCUCGACUCUGGUGUCGUGAUUUUCACGGGUGGCACCCCCGUUCAAGUACUGGACCGUGAACUCGCUGAUCAUUACGAACUGCAGGUAACUGCGCGGGAUCUGGGUAACUUGAGCUCAUCCACGUACCUGACAAUUAAAGUGGAAGACGAGAACGACAAUGCCCCCGUGUUCAAACAUGGCCCACUCCGUGUUCUGCUGCCUGAAACAGCUCGCCCUGGAGCAAGAGUAGCCCAGGUUGCAGCCGCGGACGCUGAUGAAUCAGGGGUGAACUCCAAGGUUGAAUACUCUAUCGUGUCUGGAAGCAGAGGCAACGUCAGGAUUGACAGGCAAACCGGCGAAAUUUUCGUCGUCGGUACCCUCAAACCGGAGACGGUUUAUCUCUUGAACGUUUCCGCUGCUGACGGACGCGGCUUAGCUAACCUCAUCGUUGUCAACAUCACUGUGCUGGAUGUGAACGAUCACAAGCCGACGUUCGUCAAGCCCGAGUACAGCUUCUCUAUACCGGAAGGAAGUUACAAGGAAGAGAGAGCACGCCUUGGAGUCCUCCGUGCUGUCGAUGAGGACAGAGGAAAGAAUGGAGCUGUGGACUAUGCACUCAUUACGCAGAAGGACCAAAACUUGCCAUUCCACGUGGACGUUCAUACAGGAGAACUUUUUGCCACUGGCAUUCUGGAUAGAGAAACGAAGAAGGAUUACCGCUUCCAGAUCCUUGCGUUGGAUAACGGGGAACCGCCUCAGAAUUCAACCGUGAACGUAACGAUAACGGUGGAAGACGUCAACGACGAAAAGCCAAGAUUCUUCACCGACCCAUACUUGGCUCAGAUUCCUGAGAACCUGGAUCCAGGACAAAAGGUUACACAGAUUCGCGCUUUUGAUCCGGAUACCGGUGAAAAUGGAUUGGUGUUUUACAAGCUCGGUGGUGGUCACGGAAACAAGUUCUACAUUGACAGUAAAGACGGCACAGUAUGGACACUGAGCAAGCUGGAUUAUGAAAAGCAAGAGUUCUACAACAUGACUGUGAUCGCGUACGAUCAGGGAAAGCCAAGUUUGACCGCCAUGGCCAAGCUGUGGGUGACGGUAACAGAUCGCAAUGAUGUCAUUCCCGAAUUCCCGAAGUCUGUGUACACGUUGGAAGUAGCGGAAAAUACCCGCGUCGGAGACGUUGUCUACACCCUGGAUGCCGGCCAGGGGAACUUCCACUACAAGCUAGACAACGCAAAUGAAGUUGACACUUUCCGAGUUGAACCAAGUACCGGAGAGAUCCGACUUAGCAAGGCUCUUGAUAGCCUUCACCAAAGCCAUUACAAACUGUCCGUCUCAGCAACCGACAACGGUGACCCGCCCAAAUCUGACCAUGCCGAAGUUAACAUCAUCGUUGGCAGCGGUCAAGGUGUCCGGCUCUUCCCAUUAAGGCUGUACGAAGUUCUAGUCUUUGAAAACCAGUUGGCCCCUCAAGUAGUGCUUGAUCUGAAUGCUACGGAUGAAAUUUCUCAUCGUCCGGUGGACUACAGCAUCGUUGGAAAAGACUACAAUGGCUUGUUCGCCAUUGAACCUGACACCGGACGCCUUUCGGUCACAUCUAGUCUCGACAGGGAAGCGCAGCCCAAGUACGUCGUCAAAAUACGCGCCAUGAACAAGAGGCGAGUAGGAAGAGCAGUGCGUGAUAACGAAAUUCGCCGUGGUGAAGAAGAGAGCGAACACGUCGCUUUCGAUGAGGCCCUAGUCGUAGUCAACGUGGGCGACGAAAACGACAAUUCUCCUGUCUUCGAUAACCAGGGUAAACCAAUCGUCGCUGCUGUCCCAUUGGAAGCCUCCUUUGGUUACCAGGUCACAAAACUCCACGCACGAGAUGCUGACACUGGCUACAACGGAGCGAUUCGCUACGAAAUUAUUCAGAAGCCAGAAGACGCAUCUUCCAAGUUCCAGAUUGACCCAGUGACUGGCAUUGUGCGCUCGGUUGUUACUUUCUCUCUCGACGGAGGGAAGAUGUACGGGUUCGACGUCAAGGCAGUAGACCGGGAAGGUUCCGAAGGGGGGAACUCCGCUGUAGCAAAUGUCUUCGUGUACGUCUUGCCGGAAACCAAGCUGGUCCUUUUCGUGACCGAUACUCCUCCGGUGCACGUGGAGCAGAACAUCGAUAGAAUUCUCGGGUACCUAGGGAACGUUACUGGGUUCGAUGUCAAAAUGGCAAAGCUGGAGCCACACCACGAAGACGAGGUUGAACACCCAGAAGCAUCGGACUUGUUCCUCUAUGCUAUCAACAAAGACACCAACGAGAUUGUGGACACGGACACACUGCUGACCGUACUGAAUGACAACUCUCAAGUGAUAGUUCGCUACCUCGAGACAUUCCGUAUCCGGCGUAUCCAAGGUGUAUCCGUGCAGGAAAAGAUUAGCCAGAUGGGAACGACAGAGAUCGCCAUCAUUGCUCUCAGCAGCGUUAUAUUCCUGGGUGCUGUCCUCGGCAUUGUACUUCUUUGCUCCUCUUGCCAGAGAAAGAAAUUGCGAAAGCGUCAGAAGACAUGGGAACAGCAACGCCUGUACAGCAUAAAGAAUCCCCUGAUGGGGAAAGGUGCGGGCAACCCUUAUGGGGGCCGUAUUCCUGGAGGGCCUCCUGUCGGCGCACCAGCUUCCAAUCUGCAGUACAACAACGUUGAUGACGUGCCAAUGGACUACAAUGACAGUUUGACAGAUACCUACUCAGUCAGUAAACACAACAAGAUGAAGUUGCGUCAGACGGCCCCCGAUGGCGCAUCAACCCUCAAUCCACCCCGUAGCCCACGAUUUGAGCGUUACGGAAAAAAUGAAGCCGGUUGGUACGACAACAGAGAUGUAGACACUGUAAAAUCGGAUGUUACGGGCUCAAACUUUACAAGCUGGUCCUCCAGGAGGUCUCACCAGUCUCGGAGCAAACCAGUAACGGAGUUAUGAGUGCAGCGUCGCUCCUCACACUAGCGUUUCUUUUCUAUUUUUUAAACACGUGCGCAUCGCUUGCCCGCAACCGACAGCGUAACCCAAUAACAACUGCGAAGACGCCGGAAUGUGCUUCACGUUGGGAAGCUCCAAGUCUGCAAUGGACGCAUGAAACGACGGGUUGCAGACAUCAUCAUGGGACACUUCGAGCGAGUCUCAGUGUGUGUGUGUGUGUGUGUGUGCAGUGCUACAGAAAGGUGACUUUUACAAACUUGUUGUGGCCUGCAGCAUUGGGGUCUUCAUGAUGAUGUAAUUUAUGACGUAAGUGCCUUGUGAGAACAUUUUGCAUACUCACUAAUAUUGCCAAGGGCAAAUAGUUCUCUGUACUCAUGCAUGUGCUUCAACAUGCUUAGAGAAUACUUUUUUUUUCUUGAUUAUGCUGAUCAUGAAGUAUAUGCUGAUGACUUCGUUGAUAUACUUUCAGCUGCACUACAAGUGCCAAUCGUUAUGAAAUGUGCCACUGGCUGGAUAACUUAAAUGUAAUUCGUCGUGUCGGAUGUAUCGUUAUCCGGCUUUCCUGCGUUCCUUCGACAACGCAGUGUCUAGGCCUUUCAUACCAAGAACUUUGCUGAGUAACCCUAGAGUCAUAGCGGCAUAACUCGCUCAAAGUCAACCGCUCCGUAGAAUGACGCCGUUCUCAUGUCGGACUUGUGGCGUGCGUCCCACGUUUUCAACGCAUCAGAAGAGAAGACUGGGCGAUACCAUUUUGAUGGCAGUUGGUCUUGAGCUCAUACUUUUGCAGUGACAGUCUUAGUGUUCGACUAUGGGGGCUUUGCAUAUUCUUACAUAGAAAGAUCACCUCUUCCAGCCCCAGUUGUGCUUCUGAAGUAUGCGUGCAUGUGCGUGUGAGAUACACAUUCAUGAUAUCACCUGUGUUGUAAAAAAUGUCGGUCAAAACUAAUGAAGGUGUACAUCAUGUAUGAGAACCUGCAUGCUGUCUGUUUCUUGUAAAUAGCUCCUAAAAUACCUAUUAUUUUAUUUUUGUUUAUAUCAAAUAAAAUCUAGAGUCUACAGGUUA
Messenger RNA from Ornithodoros turicata, 11793 nucleotides. RefSeq names its product protocadherin Fat 3-like. The record is from RefSeq and is a predicted model, not a curated record. NCBI's taxonomy places the organism in Eukaryota, Metazoa, Arthropoda, Arachnida, Ixodida, Argasidae. Gene Ontology annotation, molecular function: cadherin binding; calcium ion binding. Gene Ontology annotation, biological process: homophilic cell-cell adhesion. Bases 498 to 10733 code for a protein of 3411 amino acids. The transcript has 64 exons. Gene Ontology annotation, cellular component: plasma membrane; catenin complex.